AUGGCACGCAACUGGACACACCUGAUACGCUUCAUAGCAGAUGAAGAUAAUCAGAUUCAUCUGGGUCAAGUCGAUCCAUCCGUUAAUCCAGAUGUCGGAUUGGACACCUACAACGGAAAGCGUGUUCAAGCGCGUCUAAUAGUUGGAUCGGCCUUUGACAGUACUGUAACAGACAAAAUCAUGACGGUAAAGCAGCUUCUAGCGCCGUUAGAUUACCACGAGGUUCCUUUAGUUCGCUGUCUUGGACUCAAUUACUACGACCAUGCUAUCGAGGCAAAAAAGCCCAUCCCCAAGGAACCAGUGCUCUUCAUCAAGCCUAGAACUGCAAUUAGUUCACCGUAUCCGACUACCAUCAAUGUCGCUAAAAUAGGACAAGAUUCUUCCAGCGAUUACGAAGCGGAGCUUGCGUUCAUAAUUGCAAAGGACGGAAGGGAUAUACCGGAAGAGAAGGCGGGAGAAUACGUUCUUGGAUAUACAUGCAGUAACGACGUAUCUGUCAGGAUGGUGCUUUCCAAAGGAUUUGACGGAUCAGCCCCCAUAGGACCCGUUCUGGUCAGUCCAGAUACUAUUGGUGACCCAGGCAACCUGGCAAUUCGGGCAAUAUACAAUGGAGAUACAGUGCAGAACUCAAAUACCAGGGAACUUAUCUUUGACGUCAACAAGAUAAUAUCCUUUUUAUCGCAAGGUACAACACUUGAACGAGGGACCGUGGUCAUGACUGGCACUGGUCCAGGGAUAGGAUCUCUGAGGAAUCCGAAGAUAUUUCUGCGAGAUGGAGAUGACAUAAGAGUAAAUAUCGAAAGAAUUGGGACGCUUAUCAAUAGGACAUACUAUGAAUAG
Molecule: messenger RNA, 840 nt
Organism: Trichoderma harzianum CBS 226.95
Lineage: Eukaryota; Fungi; Ascomycota; Sordariomycetes; Hypocreales; Hypocreaceae
Exons: 4
Coding region: 1-840 (279 amino acids)
Molecular function (GO): catalytic activity
Source: RefSeq, a predicted model, not a curated record